AUGGGAGAGAAAGCUUCUGUCGAGGGCGGACAGCCGAAUGAUGUUAUGCCCAAUGCUAGCAACAUCCCUGCUGGAUAUCCUGUCGACUGGUCGAUUCUCGACGGACCGAUCAGACCCAAGAUCGCUGGCCCUUCUGUUCCCCGCGACUUCCUGAAUCCCACGUAUCCACCCUCCCCAGGGCGCCAGAAGAUCGGUGGCCCUACUGUUUAUCACAACGUUCAGAAUUGGAACGCCCCUGCAGACCCUCUGCAGACUCGUGCCUCAGCUAGCAGCGUGCCUGCUGGAUAUCCUGUCGACUGGUCAAUUCUCGAUAGACCGACCAGUCCCAAGAUCGCGGGCCCUUCUGCUCCCCGCGAACUCCAGAAGCCCAUCAAUCCACCCGACCCAGGGCGCCAGGAGAUCGGCGGACCCACUGUUCAUCACAGCAUUCAAAAUUGGAACGCCCCUGCAGACCCUCUGCAGACCUCCGAUAUCCAAUCGAGGUUGACAUCGGUCAAGCAAGAGAACGAAAGUUCUAAAGACGCACCUCCAAGCAUUGACUCGCGCACAUCCAACAAACGUGAAAGACGUCUGAAGUUCUCGCCGGUAGACCUUCCCAUCCUCAGGAAGGCCGCUGCGCAGGCCAAGGAUUGGAAUCUCUUAGCUUAUCUCAAUAACGAACCUCCUCCGGGUCCCCCUCCAGGCAGUGACUUGCACUCGUCCAGAAUACGUGAAAGACGUCUGAAGUUCUCGCCGGUAGACCUUCCUAUCCUCAGGAAGGCCGCUGCGCAGGCCAGGGAUUGGAAUCUUUUAGCUUAUCUCAAUAACGAACCUCCUCCGGAUCCCCCUCUGACAGAUGGUUACCCAUACAGAUCGGUCUUCAUCGACAUGGAUACAGGAAGGCGUGCCCGUCUGGGCAGUCAGCGCAAAGGUUCGAACAUUCUCGACCCCUCCGAAGACGACUUGGACGAAGAUUUGGGCGAGGGCUCUAGCACGCGCAGUGCCCCCAUUGGACACGCUUUCCUUAGUACCCUCGGGCAGGACACGCGUCCCCGGUCUCGAUGUUGA
Molecule: messenger RNA, 1047 nt
Organism: Dacryopinax primogenitus
Lineage: Eukaryota; Fungi; Basidiomycota; Dacrymycetes; Dacrymycetales; Dacrymycetaceae
Exons: 2
Coding region: 1-1047 (348 amino acids)
Source: RefSeq, a predicted model, not a curated record